UGUCCAAAGGCUUUCGUGGCGUGCGGACGUAUACCAGUGUGUUAUAGUGAAAUCAUUCCCUGUCAUCGUUACGGAGUCGCGUUUUCGCUAACGAACGCAUCACCGUAUCUUUUAUAUUCAAUGUGUAUGGCGAUUCAGUUUCCUAGUGAGUGCAUCCUCACAUACAUGGAGUUUCAUUUUAUAGUUUCCUAGUGAGUGCAUCCUCACAUACAUGGAGUUUCAGCUGGAUAGCGCAGAGUACUGCCAGGCUCAACACAAAUAGAGAGAUACGUCAAAGCAUCGUGGACAACACCACCUACCAUCAGGUAUCAUUUAAGCGUGGAGUGAAGGUUGGAAGGUAGGAAGGAAGGUUGGAAGGUUGGAAGGUUGGAAGGUAGGAAGGAAAGAAGAAAACAAACAAACAAACAUAUUGAGAUAGGUUAACAUCAUCCUGGGGAAAAGUGAUCGACGACGAUAUUCAAAGUUAUUUGAAUCAUCAUCGUAAAGUGUGUAUUGUUAGAGAGAAAGAAAGAAAAAUAAAAAUCAUCAGCUAGUCAUCACGCAAGACAUUAGAAGAAUUUAAUAGAAACAAUUGUUAAUUUACAUUAAUAAAUGCAAACGCCAUAGUCACCGAUUAUUAUUCGCGCCUGAUCCAGGAGCACUUUAUUGCCAAAUAGAUAAUCUUCCGAAUAUUAGUCGAAGAGAAAGAAGGAUACAUCCCAUUGGUGGGAAUAAUAAAAUCGCAUAUCAACACCGCCUAAUGUAACUUAGUCCUCACCAAUAUCCCCUCCCCUAAUCCUUCGUCGAAAUUCGCGUUCAACAAAUCAUCCCCUUUUUUUCCCUCCCCCUUAAAAUCUACACAUGUAAAACAUCCCAUUUUACUCCCAUCCCCUCGUCACUGUUCUGUCCUCUGUAAAAGAGAAAAGAAAAGAAGAACAGAAGAGAAGAAAAAAAAUAAUAAUUAAUAAUUAUUAACGACAAAACAAAAAAAAAAAAGAAGAUUUAACAAAGUAUUCGAUUAGUUAAAUGAAAAAAAAAAAUACAACUUUAUAAGACUGACAUCUAUGGGCUAAGUUGUUUCAAAUUUAAGCCCAGCUUCGCAUUACCGUGUGUGGCACAUUUUUUGCAAAAAAAAAAAAAGAAAAAAAAGAUUUCAACAAAAAAAAAAAAACGAAACAAGAAAAAAAACGGGAGAGAAAAAAAGGAUAAUUAAUAAGCACACACGUUAAAUAAGUGUGAGUGAGGAAAAAGAAGAAGGAGGAUAAAUUAAUACACUUGUAGUUGUAAGGAGGAAAUGAGCAACAUGAGGGUAAAGGAUAUCAGGCCGGCGCCCGCCGAGAUUGAAUACAAAAACAUGAAGUUCCUCAUCACUGAUCGGCCCAAUGAUCAGACCAUUCAUACUUUUAUUCAAGAACUGAAAAAGCACAAUGUGAGAGAAGUAGUGAGAGUCUGUGAACCAACGUACAAAGUUGAAGAACUUAAGACAGAAGGGAUCAAUGUCAUAGAUUUGGUAUUCGACGAUGGGACGUUUCCACCAAACGAGGUAGUCGAUGAAUGGUUCGAAUUAUUGAAAAAUCGAUUCCGUGAAACACCUGAUGCUUGUGUAGCGGUACACUGUGUAGCAGGACUCGGCAGAGCACCUGUAUUAGUUGCCCUAGCUCUCAUCGAAUUGGGUCUCAAAUACGAGGAUGCUGUUGCUCUGAUCAGAGAGAAAAGGCGAGGCGCUAUUAAUGCAAAACAGCUGGCCUACCUUGAGAAGUAUCGUCCCAAAUCGCGAUUGAAGCUCAAAAAUGGACAGAAAAAUUCUUGCUGUAUUCAGUAGAUUUAAACUAAAUAAAAUCAACAAAAAUAUAACAAAGUAAACAAAAAAAAAAGGUAAUAAUAAUAAGGAAAAGGAUAACGGGAGGAAUUAAAAGAGGAGAAGAAAGAAAAGUUAAAGGAUAAACAAAACAAAAUAAAAAUAAAAUAAAAUAAAAUAAAACAAACAACAACAACAAAAAAACGAUCUUUUUCAAAUGAACUUUAAAAAUAAUAUUCAUACUGAUUGGUAUACUUAAAAUUGUAUAUGGGUUUCCUCGCCUGAUAAAUAAAACAAGUGACAUUGUACCCGACACUCUUUCAAAUGGCCUACCAGUGGAAAUGCAACCAAACAUGAGAGUCAUUGCCAAUGGGCGAUGUUUAAAUACCAUCCCACGUGUCUAAAAUAAG
Molecule: messenger RNA, 2187 nt
Organism: Polistes dominula (European paper wasp)
Lineage: Eukaryota; Metazoa; Arthropoda; Insecta; Hymenoptera; Vespidae
Product: PRL-1 phosphatase
Biological process (GO): protein dephosphorylation
Source: RefSeq, a predicted model, not a curated record